This is a messenger RNA of Hypoxylon trugodes, 761 nucleotides long. RefSeq names its product ribonuclease-domain-containing protein. Bases 190 to 588 code for a protein of 132 amino acids. Lineage: Eukaryota; Fungi; Ascomycota; Sordariomycetes; Xylariales; Hypoxylaceae. The transcript is spliced from 2 exons. Gene Ontology annotation, molecular function: RNA nuclease activity; RNA binding. The record is from RefSeq and is a predicted model, not a curated record.
UGAAUUGGGGAUAGGAACGGAAUACGACUCUACGGUGCUUUAUGCCCGGCGAGGAAGGAGGAUCGUCAGGUACGGGAAUGUGAAGGAGUAUAUAUACUGGUCGAACGACGAUCAUUCCCUCUGUUAUCUAGCAGUAGAUCACAAUCCUCUAGACACCAUUCAAAUCGUGCCUCAUACCCAGCCAAAACUAUGAAGUUCCUCACACUCCUACCCCUCGUGGCUGCUCUCGCAUCCGCGGCCGUCCUCCCCGUAGUCGAGGAGCGCGCCGCGCAAGCCGCUACGACAUGCGGGUCGACCUAUUACAGCGCCAACGCCGUGAACUCAGCCGCGCAAAAGGCAUGCAGCGACUCUCAAGCCGGCAGUGCUCCGGGUGGUUACCCGCACACGUACAACAACUACGAGGGUUUCUCGUUUUCCGUGUCUGGGCCUUAUCUCGAAUUCCCGCUAUUAUCUAGUGGCAGCGUAUACACUGGCGGCUCGCCGGGUGCCGAUCGUGUCGUUAUUAACACAUCCUGCAAACUUGCGGGUGAGAUCACCCAUACCGGAGCUAGCGGUAACAAUUUCGUCGGUUGCUCUGGGACAUCUUAGAUGAGGCUUUCGAGUGGCUUGUGUGGGGGUCAUCUGGGUCGUCAGGAAUUCAUAGGUUGCAUGGUAUAUAGUAAAUAAAGUCCGAACUAAAUCAUUCCCUAUGUGGCGGCUUGCGUCUUGGGUAUAUACUUGAUUCUCCUCUUGGUGGCUUCGGAAAAGAUCCUGACCGCCAC